CACGGUGUAGGCUCAUAUGCGUCUCAACAACAUGUCUGUGUCACGUUGUUCUUACAAUGCAAGCCUAUGUUGGCCUUUUGUCGACAUGCUUGACACUUGUGCCUCAUACUCUGUGGAACGCGAAGACGACGCACGUCUAUGGAUUGAUCUCGACCAUAUCCCCAAGGCUCCAGUUCUACAAGAUUUGCAUACUGCAUAUUGGCAUCCAUUAUAUGGUAUACCAGACAGGAGCAAUUCCACCACCCCCUAAACCUUCACCGGUCUAUGUUAGUGAGACGACACUAGCCAUAUUGAGCUGCAUCUGCCGACCCAUUCGCAUAGGUGUCUUGGUACACCCUUUCAUAUCCAAUGCCAUCUCCCAUCCACAUGAUAGCGGGGUACAGUGCCGCGAGCCUGCCGUUCGGCGCGUCUUUGAUUCGCUGUCUCUUGGUCGAUAACAACACUACAUCGCUACCCCACUGCUGACACAGGAAGCGCUCUGCAACAUAUAGGAAACGAACAUGUGGAUGCGAGCACGCAAUGUUCAUCUCCACCAGCCUUGCCUUAUCGUACACCCCGCUCCGGGG
Cucurbitaria berberidis CBS 394.84 is the source of this 566-nucleotide messenger RNA. RefSeq lists its product as uncharacterized. NCBI's taxonomy places the organism in Eukaryota, Fungi, Ascomycota, Dothideomycetes, Pleosporales, Cucurbitariaceae. The record is from RefSeq and is a predicted model, not a curated record. Bases 57 to 437 code for a protein of 126 amino acids. The transcript has 3 exons.